ACCCAAUCCCCAUCUUCCUAUCUACCCGUACACAGUAAUGUGCAGGUACUCCGCACUUCGUACCCGACAAACAAAUAAGCAAAGCGGGAGCUAAAAUCAAGAUCGAGGUAUUCUACCAAGGCUACGUCACUCCUCCCUACAGCCACCUCAUUCAACCGCCCAAUCAUUCAUUACCAUUCGCGAUCUGCGACUGGGGGAUGUGAUCCAGACAAACAAAGCCCUGGUUUUGCGCAUCUUGUACUCGGAAUAUCCAGUGAGGUAGUAGCGACAUCAUCCUUAUCCUCGCUCUGUCGCCGGCUAGCUUCAUAAAGACACCUCGCCCGUCCUGUUCUUGACAUUCCAUCCUACCACUAUUACACGCGAGUACAACUGACGCUCCCUCACAUCUAACAACACACACCACGCACUCGAAUAAGCACAGAACACUCACCUACAAACCUCAACCAUGUCAUCGAUCGUCUCUGCUCUCUCUGACCUCGUCAAGUCUCUGAUUGAGGUCGUCUACUCCUUCAUCGAGACUGCUGCCCAUCUCGUUCAGCACACCCUCAACUUCGCACUGAACUUCUUCUCCAGCGUAAUCAACGUCUUCGUCGAGUUCUUUAAAGGUCUCAUCGACCUCGCUGGAGGCAUCGCUUCCUUUGUGCUUGGAAACGUGGUCAUCCUGCUCGUCCUCGGCGCCGCUUUCUUCGGUUUCUUGCAGUACCAGCGCAACCAGGGAAACACCGUGAAGGUCGGCAACAAGAAGUUAAACUAAGAAGGCGAGUCCAACAGAAGCCUGGCUGGCAAUCCUGACGGAUCAGAGAGGACAGAUUGACAACGAUCGCGAUGUCACGACAGGAGCAAUGAUACCCUUGGGAUGGACGGAAGACCGUCUUAAUAAGGAGUUGGGGAUCAGAAUAUCUUGAAUUAAUGAAU
Molecule: messenger RNA, 915 nt
Organism: Aaosphaeria arxii CBS 175.79
Lineage: Eukaryota; Fungi; Ascomycota; Dothideomycetes; Pleosporales
Exons: 2
Coding region: 446-754 (102 amino acids)
Source: RefSeq, a predicted model, not a curated record